AAAUGAUAAACUAUCCAACCGUAUAAUAAUGAACAAACAAUUGGGAGGAUGCACAUUGAAGUAGAGGAUAAGAACGACUGAUGCGUCGUUUGACUUGAGGCUUAAGAGCUCCAAAUCAUGGCAUAGGAUCGAGGGGAUGCUUACACAGAUCUUCAACGGGCUUGGAAGAGUGGGGAGCUGUGGUCUAAUCACCACCCCGCUUUUCAGAGCCAUUGCUCCGGGAACUUUUGCAGCUCGUGACCAGGACAAGAUCACUUUACUUCUGGUGCUGGAGCACAAGAUUUAAUUUCGUCGACUGUGCUUUCCAAUCCAAAUUCAUUCGAGACAAGUUCAGAGGAAAGAGAAGCUCACCGUACCCGAUCCCCUAGGCAUGCACAGAAGUCAACCUUUCAGAUCCAUUAUCCAGAUCUAAACAACUUCAGUGCUCGAAAUAAUGGCAGAGGCUGUGAUUCUAUUGGCUGUGAAGAAAAUCAGCAUUGCUCUUGGAAAUGAAGCAAUCAGUCAAGCUAGUUCUCGAUUCACAAACUUUGUAACACAGAUUGCAGAACUCCAUGGUAGCAUGACCCGUAUAAGUCGUGAGCUAAGGUUCAUUCAUGGAUUUCUUUGUAAAAUGGAUGUACGCAAUCGGAAUGACCAGGCCUAUGAAAUUUGGGUCGAAGAAACACGAAAGCUUGCACAUGGGAUUGAGGACAUUGUAGAUGAGUAUCUACACCUUGUACGGAAUGGUCAUGAUAUCGGAUGGACCUUUUAUAUAACAGAAGGAUUCAAGAAACCAAAAGUUUUGCUUUCUCUAAAUAGGAUAAUCUCCUUGAUAAAGGAAGCAGAGGCCAGUCUUGUCCACCUAUUUCAGGUAAAAGAGCGAUGGGUUCCGAUGGCAAACGCUGGGCAAUCCAAUGACUCUGGCUACAUUGUUGAGAGAUCUCAAUAUUUAGCAAGUGCUUCUCGUUCUAUUAGUGGAGAUCUUGUGGGUAUUGAGCAAAACAAAGAAACAUUAUUGAAUUGGCUAAGAAAUGAUGGGAUGGCAUUGUCAACAAUAGUACUGCAUGGCAUGGGAGGGCUCGGCAAGACUGCUUUAGCCGCAAAUGUGUAUAAAGAGGAGCGAGAAUAUUAUGACUGUCAUGCAUGGAUCUCUGUCUCUCAAACAAACUCUCCAGUAGUGAUAUUAAGAAAACUACUUGUUGAACUUUUUCAGGGCGAGGAAAAUCUCCCAAGCAAGCUUGCAACUAUGGACAUGAUCGGUAUUCAGGAGGCGUUGAGGGAAUUUCUGAAGGAAAAGAAAUAUUUGAUAGUAUUGGAUGAUGUUUGGACAUCAGAAGCACUCAAUUAUCUGUCAGGAGCACUUGUUCAAAAUCUUAAAGGAAGCAGAGUCAUUAUUACAACACGAAUUGCUAAUGUAGCUAUGCUUGCUUCCAAAGAACGUGUCCUAACAAUAGAUUGUUUGUCAGAAGCCAAGUCGUGGGAGCUUUUCUGUAAGAAAGCUUUCCAGAGGGAGACAGAUCAUGACUGCCCCACCGAUUUGAAGGCUGUGUCAGAGAAAAUAGUAAUGAAAUGUAAAGGCUUGCCUCUCGCGAUUGUGUCUGUGGGAAGUCUCUUGUCUGUGCGUGAGAAGAAUCUUGCAGAAUGGAAGCGAAUUAACAACCAACUCAGUUGGGAGAUGACUAAUAACCCAGGACUAGAUGAUGUGAGGAAUAUUCUAUAUUUGAGCUUCAUAUACCUUCCCACAUACCUGAAGAGUUGUUUUUUAUAUUGUACCAUGUUUCCAGAGGACUACUCUCUUCGUAGGAAGGUUCUUAUAAGACUAUGGAUUGCAGAGGGGUUCAUUGAGGAAAGGGGUGAAAGUACAUUGGAAGAAGUGGCAGAAGGCUAUUUAGUGGAGCUUGUCCACAGGAAUAUGCUGCAGAUUUUAGAAUGCAACUCAUUUGGUAGGAUAAGAUCUUGCAAAAUGCAUGACAUCGUCCGUGAACUGGCUAUUGAUUUAUCACGGAAAGAAAGUUUUGGUAUUGCAUUUCAGUAUCAAAAUCACGGUGUUCUAGACAAAGACACUCGUCGAUUGGCUAUAGUCAAAAGUAGCAAUGAUAUUUUAUCAAGUAUAAAUCUACCUCAUCUUCGAUCUUGCAAAAUAUUUGAUGAGACCAUGCCAUCAUCCAGAAUACUUCAUUCACUAUCAGCUAAGUCAAAGUACAUUGCAGUUCUGGAAUUACGUGGGUUGCCCAUUGAAAAAGUGCCAGACGCUGUUGGAUGCCUUUUCAAUCUACGCUAUUUUGGUCUGCGCCAUUCAAAGGUGAAAUUCCUCCCGAAGUCUAUUGAGAAACUCUCCAACUUAGAGACACUGGAUGUCCUCAAUUCCUACAUACAAGAGUUGCCACCUGGAAUUGUCAAGUUGAAGAAUCUAAGGCACUUACUUGUAGAGAGAGUCAGUGAUCCAUCUUGGAGAGCUUUUAGAAGUCGCCAUGGUAUGCACAUCCCAAAGGGUCUACUGAAUUUAACAAAUUUGCAGACACUGCAUGCAAUUGAAGCGCAAGAUCAGUCUAUUAAAGACUUGGGGGCACUUUCACAGCUAAGAGCCUUGAGGGUAUGGAACAUCAAGGGUACCCAGUGUGAACGCCUCAGUGUUUCUCUACAUCGGUUGCAAUUUUUGUAUAACAUGCAUAUUGCUAUGUUUGAUGAGAAUGAGGUUCUUCGGUUGAAUAUGUUGAAUUCCCCACUUCCCAACCUUGAAAAACUUUGUCUCAGAGGGAAAUUGGAUGAGGGGACACUUGAGUCUUCUCUUUUCCAAACUGGGGACCAGAAAUUGCGUGCUCUGUAUCUUAUCUGGUCUCAAUUGAAAGAAGACCCCCUCCCUUGCAUAUCUCGGUUGCAUAAUCUAACACAACUGAACCUUACAAGGACAUGCAAUGGGGACAAAUUAAUUUUCAGGAGUGGGUGGUUUCCAAAUUUGAAGUUUCUCUUAGUGCGGGACUUGCCUAAUCUACUUCAGUUAGUGAUACAAGAAGGUGCCAUGGAAAGUAUACAAACUCUGCAGCUAGCACACCUCAACAAGUUGAAGGAUGUCCCAGUUGGCAUUGAGCUUCUUACAUCCCUACAACGACUAAGUUUUCUCCAUGUUACUGAAGAUUUCCUAAUGUUGCUCAAUCAGUGUUCCAGGAUACAACACAUUCGCUGGUGGUAUUCUACACCCGACCAGCCGUUGUCAAGGAAAUGACUGAAAAGAUGGGUGCUCCUAUGGAUGAUGAUACGUCCGGCUGGUCAUAUUGUCUGCUCACUUGACCCAAAUUCGGUCUAGCUCAGUCCAAUCCAGAGGUCUCAUGGAAGCCCACCCUUAGAAAAUUAUCGCAAUCCUCACAUAAUGGGGUCUGAUCAAUUGUUCAGAUAAAUGAAGUGUUUGUUUAUUAUCUUAUCAAUGGUUUCAGACUCACCUCCAAAUUCAUUUAGAGUGUGAAAUCAUGUACAUAGUGAUAUGCAUAGUGAUAUGCAUGUACAUCAUGUGUGCUAAAAAAAUGGUUUAUAUUCAAAUUGUCAUUGCAUAGUGAUAUGCAUGUACUGCUUGACACGCUUUUGGUAGAAUGCUUGAAUUUGAUUGUGGUGGUUGCAUAUUGAUUGGAUAUUGAUUGGGAUACACUCGUGGUACUGUAAACGGUUUUGGGCCUACUGAUGUAAUACAUUCAUGUGAGUAGUGUUGCGUGGACUAA
This is a messenger RNA of Panicum virgatum (switchgrass), 3689 nucleotides long. Its product is annotated as disease resistance protein RPM1-like. The record is from RefSeq and is a predicted model, not a curated record. The coding region runs from base 434 to 3202 and encodes 922 amino acids. Gene Ontology annotation, molecular function: ADP binding. Gene Ontology annotation, biological process: defense response to other organism. NCBI's taxonomy places the organism in Eukaryota, Viridiplantae, Streptophyta, Magnoliopsida, Poales, Poaceae. The transcript has 5 exons.